AUGGCGACGGCAAUUGUUUCACGCACCAAUAGGUUCAAUACCAAACUGACUGACUAUUCGGUGCCUCAACGCGAAAAAUUGGGCACAAAUGUCGAUAUCAUGGAACUUGAUGCGCUCGUCGUCGGCGCCGGAUUCGCUGGUGUCUUCAUGCUUAAGACUCUUCGCGAUCGCGGGUACAAAACCGCCAUUUUCGAGGCUGGAGACGGCCUGGGUGGUGUUUGGAGAUGGAAUUGUUACCCUGGCGCGGCCGUUGAUUCAGAAAUCCCAGUAUACGAAUUUUCUUGGCCGGGGGUCUGGAAAACAUGGACCUGGUCUUCCAAUUACCCCCAGUAUCGGGAGCUACGGGCGUACUUUGACCACGUUGAUAAGGUCUUUGACAUAAAGAAGGACUGUUCGUUUAACACAGUUGUUACUAGCGCCAGCUUCGAUACUUCAUCCGGUAAAUGGAGCAUUCGUACAGAAGAUGGGCGAACGGCCAUAGCCAAGUAUCUAAUUCUCGGCACCGGAUUCGCUUCAAAACGUCACAUCCCUGACUGGCCUGGCGUAGACAAGUUCCAAGGGGCCCUUCACCACUCCUCAUUCUGGCCAGAGGAGGGCAUACAAGUGGAAAACAAACGAUGCGCCGUGAUCGGCACGGGGGCUUCCGGAGUGCAACUCGUUCAGGCAUUGGGUCCGAUUGCAAGCGAACUGAAAGUCUUCCAGCGAACGCCCAAUCUUGCCCUACCUUUUAACCGCAGGUCGCAAUCACGGGCGGAGCAACACGGCAACCAGGCGCUAUAUCCCGAGCUGUUUCGGUUGCGCGAGACGACAUUUGCUGGGUUUCAUUAUGAUUGGAUUGAAAAGAACACAUUAGAUGACAACGCAGAAGACCGAGAGGCCGCGUACGAAGAAGCAUGGCAACAAGGAGGAUUCAAGUUCUGGCUCUCCCUGUACAAGGAUCACUUGAUGAAUUCCGAAGCCAAUAAGCUGUCGUACGCAUUCUGGGCCAAAAAGGUCCGCGCUCUUAUCGAUGAUCCACGAAAGAGGGAUAUCCUCGCACCUGAAACGAUGCCAUAUCACUUUGGCAUAAAGAGACCAUCUGUCGUGGACUCUUACUACGAGCAAUUCAACCGCCCUAACGUUGAUGUCAUUGAUAUCAAGAAGAAUGGCAUCAAGAGCUUCACUGAGACUGGCAUCACACUUGAAGACGGCACGCACCACGAGUUUGACGUGAUAGCAGUCGCUACUGGAUUUGACGUUUCAACCGGAGCCAUGACACAGCUCGGUUUAGAGAGCAUCAAAAAUGUCAAACUUCAGGACGAAUGGGCCUCUGGCGUAGACACGUACCUAGGCUUAACCGUCAGCGGCUACCCAAACAUGUUCCACAUCUACGGCCCCCACGGGCCAACCCUUCUCAGCAAUGGCCCAUCCACUGUCGAGAUCCAAGGACGCUGGGUUGCCGACAUGCUUGACAAGAUCCAACGCAACAACAUCAAGUACGUCAAUGCGAAACCCGAAGCAGCCAUGGAGUGGAAGAAACACAUUGUGAACCUGAAUAAUAUGACGUUGAUUCCGACUGAGGCUAGGUGCCCUUUCAUGGGGGGAUCUAUCCCCGGUAAAGUGAAUGAGCCGAUGAGUUAUGCGGGUGGAGUUGCUGGUUACAAGGCUGAGAUUAGAGCUGCGUUGGACUCUAUGAAAGGGUUUGAAGUAGUCUACCGUUGA
Molecule: messenger RNA, 1701 nt
Organism: Pochonia chlamydosporia 170
Lineage: Eukaryota; Fungi; Ascomycota; Sordariomycetes; Hypocreales; Clavicipitaceae
Product: steroid monooxygenase (CpmA)
Exons: 5
Coding region: 1-1701 (566 amino acids)
Molecular function (GO): N,N-dimethylaniline monooxygenase activity; NADP binding; flavin adenine dinucleotide binding
Source: RefSeq, a predicted model, not a curated record